AUGGUUAACUUUUCUGCCACUGGUCUCCAGCUCAGCAUGUGGCAGAAAUUACAACUUUUCUACCAAGGAAUUCUGGGAAAUGGAGAUAAGCGGACAGAUGGCUGGCCCCUGGUCUAUUCUCCUGUUCCUGUCGGCUGUAUCUUCCUGUGUUACCUGUUCAUUAUCUGGCUGGGACCAAAGCUGAUGGCCAAAAGACAGCCGGUCAACCUCAAACCCGUCCUGAUUGUUUACAACUUUGCCAUGGUCUGCCUGUCUGCAUACAUGUUCUAUGAGUUCACAGCGUCCUCCUGGUUGGCCAAAUACAGUCUGCUGUGUCAGCCUGUCGACUACAGCAACAGCCCACUGGCCAUGCGGAUGGCAAGAGUGUGCUGGUGGUUCUACUUCUCUAAAGUCAUUGAGCUCAGUGACACUAUAUUUUUCAUUCUGAGGAAGAAGAACAACCAGCUGACCUUCCUCCACGUCUACCAUCAUGCCACCAUGAUCUUCAACUGGUGGGCCGGGGUGAAAUAUGUGGCCGGUGGCCAGUCUUUCCUGAUUGGUCUGAUUAACUCUCUGGUUCAUGUAGUGAUGUAUCUGUACUACGGCCUGGCAGCGUUGGGUCCAGGAAUGUUGAAAUACCUCUGGUGGAAACGUUACCUCACAUCCCUGCAGCUGCUCCAGUUUUUCAUCGUAACCAUCCACACCACCUACAACCUGUUCGCCGACUGCGACUUCCCUGACUCCAUGAACGCGGUGGUGUUGGCCUACUCGCUCAGCCUCAUCGCUCUCUUCAGUAACUUCUACUACCACAGCUACCUCGCCAAAAAGACGGCCAAGAAAACAAAGUGAGAGAGGAAGAGGGAGACAAAUCAGGCAGCUUUGGACUGUCCUCUGCUCCUCACUCAACAGGAGGGAGGCAAAAUAAGAGAGGAGCACAUGAAAAAGCACUUUGAAGUGAAUAAAUCAAAGUUUCACAGUUAA
Messenger RNA from Cheilinus undulatus (humphead wrasse), 960 nucleotides. It is a transcript of the gene elovl8a, whose product is annotated as ELOVL fatty acid elongase 8a. The record is from RefSeq and is a predicted model, not a curated record. Gene Ontology annotation, molecular function: fatty acid elongase activity. The transcript is spliced from 9 exons. Lineage: Eukaryota; Metazoa; Chordata; Actinopteri; Labriformes; Labridae. Gene Ontology annotation, cellular component: endoplasmic reticulum membrane. Gene Ontology annotation, biological process: sphingolipid biosynthetic process; fatty acid elongation, saturated fatty acid; fatty acid elongation, monounsaturated fatty acid.